AUGGCAGGCAAACCCAAGGUUCUCUUCCUUGGCAGCACCAAGCAAGCCCAAGAGGAUUUUGCGUCUCUCUCCGAAGUGGUAGAAGCCGUAUACCCGAAAUCAACAGAUCGUACUACUUUCAUAGAAGAGAGCAAAUCCGGCGCCUUUGACGGAAUCCAAGCUAUCUAUCGCUCAAAUAAGACUUAUAGCCUGGCUGGCAAUUUUGAUGCUGAGUUGCUUGAUAGUCUGCCCAAGACACUCAAGUUUAUCUGUCAUAACGGGGCUGGGUAUGAUCAAAUACAUAUUCAGGAAUGUACUUCACGGGGUAUGCGUGUUUCCAACACGCCAACAGCAGUAGACGAUGCCACAGCAGAUAUCACCAUCUUUCUACUCAUUGGUGCUUUGAGAAACCUAUCGUCUAGCAUCUUCGCUCUGCGUGAAGGUACUUGGCGUGGCAACCCUGCGCCAUCACUCGGCCAUGAUCCUCAAGGCAAGGUGCUUGGUAUCCUAGGUAUGGGCGGAAUUGGUCGAAAUGUCGCUCGCAAGGCUCGUGCCUUUGGCAUGAUCGUUAAAUACUACAACCGCAGCCGCCUAUCUCCAGAGCUAGAAGGCGAUGCUGAGUAUGUCGACUUUGAGACUCUUCUCAAAGAGAGUAAUGUUUUGAGUCUCAACUUACCCCUGAACCCCAAAACCCGACACACGAUCGCAAAGCCUCAAUUUGAUAUCAUGAAGCGUGGUGUCGUCAUCAUCAACACUGCACGUGGUGCUGUGAUGGACGAAGCUGCUCUUGUCGACGCACUCGAGUCUGGACAAGUUGCCAGCGCUGGCCUUGACGUUUUUGAGAAUGAACCUGAGGUUCAUCCAGGUCUAGUGAACAAUAGGAACGUAUUGCUUGUUCCGCAUAUGGGUACCUGGACAGUGGAAACGGAGAGGGCGAUGGCGGCCUGGACCUUUGACAAUAUUCGCCUGGCGGUAACAGAAGGGAAACUGAAGAGUAUUGUUCCAGAGCAAAGCCAUCUACAAUAG
Fusarium coffeatum is the source of this 1005-nucleotide messenger RNA. RefSeq lists its product as uncharacterized. Lineage: Eukaryota; Fungi; Ascomycota; Sordariomycetes; Hypocreales; Nectriaceae. Gene Ontology annotation, molecular function: NAD binding; glyoxylate reductase (NADPH) activity; hydroxypyruvate reductase [NAD(P)H] activity. Gene Ontology annotation, cellular component: cytosol. The record is from RefSeq and is a predicted model, not a curated record. Bases 1 to 1005 code for a protein of 334 amino acids. The transcript has 4 exons.